AUGGCGUGUUUAAAGAAGAUUACACUUUUUUGUGUUUUAUUUCCCGUUCUUUACGUUGUGUUUUCUCAAGUGGCAGCGAAUGCCGAAUGUUUUUUUGACUCGCAAUGUUUUGGCUAUCAACGCUAUUGCUGCAAGAGAAAAUAUCCUGAAGACAAUAUAUGUCGAUCCAAUUGCAUUGGUGAGUCUUGUAACGUUGACAGCAACUGUGCCGCUGGAGAAUGUUGUAAUUCUGAUGAUAAAUGUGCCACAGAUUGCGAUGUCGUGAUUGAAGGUCUAGCUGCUUGGGUUAUUGCAGUAAUUGUUAUCGGUGUUAUUGUCGUUAUCGUCAUACCCAUUGCAGUUGUCGUGUUUUGCUGUUGCUGUGCUGCGGCAGCCUCAACACGUUCCGCUCAUGGAGGUGUGAUCGUAUCACAACUUGCAACCACAGGAACGACACUCUUUUCAACCCAACAACAAUAUCCUACACAUCAAGGACAACCAAUAAUGUAUUUCCAAAACCCUCCACCAUAUCCAAAUCAACCCCCACAAUAUCAACCUCCAGGCAUGGUAUAUUCACCAGGAACAAGUGCUCCGCCAAUAGCAAUGACACCACAAACUGAAGCCAACAAGAACUGA
This is a messenger RNA of Paramuricea clavata, 615 nucleotides long. The record is from the annotation of a GenBank genome assembly. NCBI's taxonomy places the organism in Eukaryota, Metazoa, Cnidaria, Anthozoa, Malacalcyonacea, Plexauridae.